AUGCUACAAUAUCGUUGGUUUUUUUUUUAUCAAAAUGUGAUACAAGUUUUCUCACUUUUCUCCUUCGCCUCUUUUAGUAAUUUACCAUCAAUAUUGCUUGCUCUCUCCUUUAUUCAGACACCACGUGAUAUAAAUGGACUCGUCAUUAUAAGAGAAAAAAUUUUCUCUUCUCACUGUUUUUUCUUUCUUUUUCUUUUCUUUUUUCAUUUUCUGUCUCUUUCGUUUUCUCUUUCCGCUGUCUUUCACAUCCUUUCUCUCGCUCCCUCUCUCACUUUCCCUCUUUCUCUAUCUUUCAUUUUUUUCCUUUUUCUCUCGAUCCUUUCUAUCUCUCGCCUCUUCCCUACUUUCUUUCUUCCCCUCCCUCCUUCAUUGUCAUUCUCUCCAUCUUUUCUAUCCAUUCUCUCUCUCUCUCUCUCUCUCCGCCUGUCUUUAGUUUCCUCCUCCUCUCCUAUUCUAUAUCGCCUUCCUUCCCUCAAACCGUCAGUACAUACCCCCCUCACGUUCUCUAAUAUUCUUAUCUCUUUCCUUCUCUCACCAUAUCAAAAGAAGAAACAAAAAAGUAUCGGCGAUAAGAAAAGAUCGAUCUAUUUCAAAUUGUUCAUAUCUAUCUAUCUAUGUAUCUAUCCUCAAUUCAUAUCUAUUUGUACAAGCCUUUUUCUAUCUAUCUAUCUAUCUAUCUAUCUAUCUAUCUAUCUAUCUAUCUCAGUCUGUUCCUAUCUAUCUAUUAAAUUCAUAUCUAUCUAUCUAUCUAUCUAUCUAUCUAUAUUCAAUUCAUACCUAUCUCACUUUGUUCCUAUCUAUUUCAAGUUGUUUCUAUCUAUCUAUCCUCAAUUCACAUCUAUUUGUACAAGUCUUUUUCUAUCUAUCUAUCUAUGUGUUUAUAUAAAUGUACCUUUUCUCUUUGUUUCUAUUUCCAUCUGGUCAUAUCUAUCUAUCUAUCUAUCUAUCUAUCUAUCUAUCGAUCUAUCUAUCUAUCUAUCUAUCUGUCUGUCUGUCUGUCUGUGUUCAUAUUGCAUCACAAAAAUUUCUCAUCCAACAGAAAUUUUCUUGUUUUGUCGCCCAGCUCUCAACCAGCAAGGUCGCAAGGCGUUGACCGAGUUCAAUCUCCUCGGAAUAUUUUUAAAACUCCAUGUAAUUUUUAACACAUCUAAUUAUCUAUCUCAUUCUGUUCUUAUCUAUCUAUCUAUCUAUCUAUCUAUCUAUCUAUCUAUCUAUCUAUCUCAUUCUGUUUCUGUCAAUUUACCUUUCUAUCUAUCUAUCUAUCUAUCUAUCUAUCUAUCUAUCUAUCUAUCUAUCUAUCUAUCUCAUUCUGUUUCUGUCAAUCUACCUUUCUAUCCAUCUACCUAUAUAUCUAUCUCAUUCUGUUCUUAUCUAUCUAUCUAUCUGUCUAUCUAUCUCAUUCUGUUUCUGUCAAUUUACCUUUCUAUCCAUUUAUCUAUCUAUCUAUCUAUCUAUCUCAUUCUGUUUGUCAAUCUACCUUUCUAUCCAUCUACCUAUAUAUCUAUCUCAUUCUGUUCUCAUCUAUCUAUCUAUCUAUCUAUCUAUCUAUCUAUCUAUCUAUCUAUCUAUCUAUCUAUCUCAUUCUGUUCCUAUCUAUCUAUCUAUCUAUCUCAUUCUGUUCCUGUCAAUCUAUCUUUCUAUCUAUCUACCUAUAUAUCUAUCUCAUUCUAUUCUUAUCUAUCUAUCUAUCGAUCUAUCUAA
Messenger RNA from Acanthosepion pharaonis, 1701 nucleotides. NCBI's taxonomy places the organism in Eukaryota, Metazoa, Mollusca, Cephalopoda, Sepiida, Sepiidae. The record is from the annotation of a GenBank genome assembly.